ACAAUCAGUAGUGUUUGGUUCUAAAAUGAAUUUCAUUCUGAUUCUAUCUUGCAUUUUCACUGUUGCUCUAUCAGAGAGGAAAUUGAUCUUUAAAAAUCGCCCACCACUUGUCCAGCCAUACGUUAUUGAUGGAUUACCCACAGAACUUGGUCAAUUUCCCUACGUUGUCGCCGUUAAGUCCGAUAAUAAUCUCUGUUCUGGCGUAAUUAUUGGUGAAUAUUGGGUACUAACCGCUGCCCAUUGUAAAACCAGCUCCGCCUACAUUGUGGCAGGAUCAAUUGAUACCGCAAUUGGUGGUCAGAUGUAUCAAAUCAAGGAAUUUAUAACCCAUCCAAAGUACAAACAACUCAGUUUUGAUAUUGCUAUCAUUGUUUUAAAAAAGCGAUUGACUUUCUCUAAAUUGAUCAACAAAUUACCACUUAAUCAAUCGGUAAUUAAAGAUAAAUUGAACGUUGAUUUGGCUGGAUUUGGAAAAAGCAAACACGAUGAAGACGAAUACGGGAAACUAUUUCACGCAAAACUAACUACAGUGGAUCAAAAGACGUGUGAAAGUGUUCUUAGAGUCAAUAAUGAUCAAAUGUGCGCGAUUGGUAUUACAGGAAUACCAUGUUCAGGGGAUUCAGGCAGUCCUCUAGUCUACAAUAAUUCACUUAUUGGCAUUCUUAUUUAUGGUGCAUCAACAGUAUGUCACGACAAUUAUCCCGAUGCCUAUGAAAGAAUAUCAUCACACUACGAAUGGAUCAAUUCGGUGAUUAAAAAAUAGAAGCAGCAAAUUCAAUGUAAAGAAAUACAUGUUGGCUACUGUGCAAAAUACAGAGAAUAAUAAUCUUGCAAACAUUGUG
Molecule: messenger RNA, 842 nt
Organism: Phlebotomus argentipes
Lineage: Eukaryota; Metazoa; Arthropoda; Insecta; Diptera; Psychodidae
Product: trypsin 5G1-like
Exons: 4
Coding region: 26-763 (245 amino acids)
Biological process (GO): proteolysis
Molecular function (GO): serine-type endopeptidase activity
Source: RefSeq, a predicted model, not a curated record